This is a messenger RNA of Purpureocillium takamizusanense, 2046 nucleotides long. RefSeq lists its product as uncharacterized. NCBI's taxonomy places the organism in Eukaryota, Fungi, Ascomycota, Sordariomycetes, Hypocreales, Ophiocordycipitaceae. The record is from RefSeq and is a predicted model, not a curated record. The coding region runs from base 173 to 2026 and encodes 617 amino acids. The transcript is spliced from 3 exons.
CCAACCCCGCCCGCGAGGCUCUACAGAGAGCCAGCUCGGCAGAGGACCCUGCUCUCUCUUCCCCACGUCCUCUACUACCCACGUGAGUUGCUGUCGCUAGAGUUGCUGCUGUGCGACUAGAGCGAAGGCUGUCAAACUACGUCACCAUGCCGCGGGCUUGUCGAAGUUUGCUAUGAGCUCAUUCGUGUAUGAGCCCCUGAGCGGGCCGCAGCAAAGCAUCCGCGUGGUGAGGAUUGCCCCUUACAACAGCUUCGGUCGCGGGCCAGUUGUUUGCCAGCUUGAGCAAACAAGAUGGGAUACUUGCGAGUACGAGGCCCUGAGCUACUGCUGGGGCAAGAAAAAUGAACAUGCAAUCAUCCGACUGGGCGAAGAGCCGUUCAAGGUCACCAAAGACUUGGCCGCCGCACUCGCGCAGCUUUGUCUCCCAGACCGAGCCAGAACUCUUUGGAUUGACGCGAUCUGCAUCAAUCAAUCUGACCCAGAUGAGAGGAGUGUGCAAGUAAGCAUGAUGGGCAGCAUAUAUCGUGCUGCUAAACGCGUUCUUGUUUGGGUCGGGUCUGCGAGGAACGACACAAAACUUGCCUUUACGCAACUCGAUAGGCUAGCCGCCGCCAUUUCCGCCACGUCCGAUGCAGUUGAGACGAUCUGGGAGGAGAAGGGGAUGGGUUCAUGGAUCGACUGUCUUAACGAUCUGAUCCAACGGCCUUACUGGAAUCGUGCGUGGACGGUACAGGAGGUAGUCCUGGCACGAGAUGCUGUGCUCUAUUGUGGACCGCACACCACGUGCUUCUUCGACUUGGCCAGAGUCCUUGUUCAUCCGACAGCCCCUAAACAUUUGAACGUCACGUACGGCCUGUAUAGUUACCUGAAGCAGACGUUUGCUUUGCGGUCGCAACUGUCACGGGACCCUGCACUUGGCCUUUUUGCGUUGGCGUACUCCUUCCGACAUCGCCUUGUCAGCGAGCCACGCGACAAGGUCUAUGCAUUCAUCGGCCUCUUGAAGUCGCCAGUGUCUGUGCCGACGGGUGCCUUUACCGUGGACUACCGCCAAGACAAGCAGGCUCUGUGGAGGGCCCUGUCCAAGGAGACCAUGGCUCGCCACCGGACACUCCUUCCGCUCGCGAUUGCAGAGCGGGCCAAGACCUUGGAUGCCAGCUGGUGCUACGACUGGUCAGCACGACCGCACGACCCAAAUCAUUUCCAGGAACAAGGCCAGCUUUUCUGGGCAGGAGGAUUGGAUGACCCGCGUUACUAUCCGCUACAGACCACCCGGUUCUCGGCUGCCGACGGACUCGAGGCGCGGAUCAGAAUCGAUAUGGAAGCAUCGAGUGUGAUUGCUGUUGAGGGAUUUACACAUGGUGUGGUGGCCGCCGUUGGCGAUAGUGUGAGUUCUUGGACGAUUUCCAUGGGCCGACCGAACUAUGUGCAGCUGUUCAAGAAAUGGGAGAGAAUGGUUGGCGGGCCAUGGGAGGAGACAGAAGAGGACAUGGCACGCAAGUUCGCAUUGACUAUCACUGGCAGUGCAUGGACCGAGGGGCCGUUGGAUUGGAGGGCUUGGAAUACUAGGGACUAUGCUCAGCGACCUUGGGAUUGGCGUUACAUUGUAGACCCCGACGGAAUCACAAAAACUGCAGAGAGCGGUGCAGGCUACAGGCCGAGUAGGCACCUCGACGACGAGCAAACGGACAAGGCGAUACAAUACGCCAAGGUACGAGAUGACGCGUGUGAGGGAAGGAGGAUGUUCCUCCUCGGUAAUGACAAGGGGUUUGGCCUGGGCCCAGAGGAUGUGGAGGUUGGUGACAGUGUCGCGAUUCUGCCGGGCUGCGAUGUGCCACUCGUUCUUCGGAGAAGAAAUUGGAAACGUUGGAGGCGAAUCUAUGACACGGAAGGCAAAGCUAAGCUGUACGGAAGCACUUGGAAGGUGCUUGGGCAAGCAUAUAUCCACGACAUCAUGCACUAUCAUGGUGAUUUGGCCAUGGACAUUGAGAGAGGGGAGGUAAAGCUCGAAGAGUUUCUCAUUGACUGAAAGACCAACAAAACCUAGAG